This is a messenger RNA of Candidozyma haemuli, 1335 nucleotides long. RefSeq names its product serine/threonine-protein kinase. Lineage: Eukaryota; Fungi; Ascomycota; Pichiomycetes; Serinales; Metschnikowiaceae. Gene Ontology annotation, molecular function: ATP binding; calcium/calmodulin-dependent protein kinase activity. The transcript has a single exon. The record is from RefSeq and is a predicted model, not a curated record. Gene Ontology annotation, biological process: protein phosphorylation; cellular response to oxidative stress. Bases 1 to 1335 code for a protein of 444 amino acids.
AUGCCAGAAGACGGUCAUAUCAAAAAGUUCAUCAACAAGCUCAGCGGCCAGCCGGAACUGUACUCCCGCAAAGCAAGGUACACUUUCGGCAAGACUUUGGGCGCUGGCUCGUUUGGCAUUGUUCGGUACGCCAGAGAUAACCAAACGGGUGAAGACGUGGCGGUUAAAAUCAUCUUGAAAAAGGCUCUCAAGAGUAAAGAGCAUGAGCAGUUUAUCGUGGACGAGCUUUCGUUGCUUAGAGAGCUCAAGCAUCCUCACAUUGUGGGGUUUAGAGACUGGUUCGAGUCGAAGGAUAAGUUCUACUUGGUGACGCAAUUGGCUACUGGCGGAGAGUUGUUCGAUAGAAUCGUGCAGCAGGGCCGUUUUACGGAGCACGACGCUUCGAUCGUGGUGAUCCAGAUGCUCGAGGCGCUCAAGUACUUGCACGAUCAGAAUAUUGUCCAUAGGGACAUUAAGCCCGAGAAUGUGCUUUAUCUUAAUGAAAAGGCCAACUCGGAUGUGGUUUUGGCGGACUUUGGUAUUGCCAAAAAGUUGCAGGACCCUCAGGAGAAGCUCAUGAGCUCUGCUGGCUCGUUUGGCUACGCUGCGCCUGAAGUUAUCACCGGUACGGGCCACGGCAAGCCUUGCGAUAUCUGGUCCUUGGGUGUGGUUACGUAUACGCUUUUGUGUGGGUACUCGCCAUUCAGGGCUGAGAAUGUUCAGGAUUUCAUCGCUGAAGUGAGACACAAUAACGCUGUGGUGUUCCACGCAGACUACUGGAGAAGUGUGUCUAAAGACGCUCGUAGAUUCAUUAUCAAGGCACUUCAGUAUGACCCAGAGCGCCGUGCAACUGCAGAUCUGCUUUUGAACGAUCCAUGGCUCGUCAGCAUUGCUAAGCAGCACGGUGAAGCCGACUUGUUGCCUAACUUGAAGCAGAACUUCGACGCGAAGGGCAAGUUCCGCCAGGCCAUCGAGGUUGUCAAGUUGGCCAACCGCAUCAAGAAGCUCAAGCACUUGCAAACCGAAGAGGACGACGAUCCUAAUGAAAUUAACCUUUUUGGCGACGAGGGAUCUGUGGUUAGCGAUAGCGAUCUUCCUGACACAAAACAGGAAGACAAGAACGCCCAGGUUAAAAACAAGAGCGGCGGGCUCUUUGACUGGAAAAAGAUUAGCGAGGCUCUUAAAGAAACCGAGGGAGGCUCAUCGCCAGAUUCCAAAUCUUCUAAGAGCACCAGCGAGGAUAAGUCAUCUUUAACAUCCAGUGCAUUCGUUCAAUUGGUUCAGGCCGCCACAGAAAACAAGGAGCGUGUCACGGAGUACCAAAAGAGAGAAGAUUCUGGAAAGACAGACAAGUAA